CGUCAAAUCCAGACAAAGGUCUUCUUCUAACUUGACCCUCACUCACCAUAUAUGCCAUGCCGUAUAUAUCUUAAACAAAUCCACAAAACACACGCAACUUUUCCAAUUCCAUGAUUGAUUCUUUACUUUCCCUCUUAUUUAAAAAUGCCAAAACUGACAUGACAAAAUAAUCCAAACAUUCUAGCUACCUCCCUCCCUCCCUCCCUCAUGGACUCUAUCCUUCGAUCAUCAUCCUUUCACUUUUAUCCUCUUUUUCUCUCAUCUUUGCACUUCAACACCGUCAGACCCACUUCCACUUAUUGUUCUCAAUCUCACUCUAAUUCUAAUACAACAACUGAUUCAAACAAUUCCCAACAAAACCCAACUUGGGUUUCUUUCCCUUUGGCGCAAAUCAUCAAAAAGGUGGCAGCUUUCAAAAUCCAAAACAGGGUUUUCAAUGAAAACCAACAAGGUUGUUGUUACUUGCAAAAUGGAGGGUUAGGAGUAGCUUUAUUAAGUGUAACUGCUAAUGCUAAGGUUAAGAUUAGUCCUUUUGUGGCUACAUUGGCUUCAAACCCAACUUUUGUUUCUGGGUUGUUUGCUUGGUUUGUUGCACAAUCUAUUAAAGUUGUCUUGAAUUUCUUUGUGGAAAGGAAAUGGGAUUUGAGGUUAAUGUGUGCUUCUGGUGGGAUGCCUUCUUCUCAUUCUGCAUUAUGUACUGCUCUUACAACUUCUGUUGCUCUCUGUCAUGGUGUUGCUGAUUCACUUUUUCCUGUUUGUUUGGGGUUUAGUCUUAUUGUUAUGUAUGAUGCUAUUGGUGUUAGAAGACAUGCUGGCAUGCAAGCUCAGGUGCUUAAUAUGAUUCUAGCUGACAUGUUUCAAGGGCAUCCAAUUAGUGAAAGGAAACUGAAGGAACUUCUUGGUCACACACCAUCUCAAGUAUUUGCUGGUGCUCUGCUUGGAAUUUUAGUAGCCUGUUUCUGCUGUCAAGGUUGCAUUGUGAUGGGUUAGGUGAUUCUGUUCUGUAGCCAUUUUUUGAUCAAACUGUAUUGAAUAUUUAUAACAUGCAAUUUGCUCUGAUAACUCCUUCUGGUAUACGAAAUGGCGCACUUAAUCAGUGCACCGUAUUCAAAGACAAAUACUUCACAGCAUGAUUAGAAUGUAAAUGGGGAAAAAAUAUUCUACAG
Messenger RNA from Trifolium pratense (red clover), 1166 nucleotides. RefSeq lists its product as uncharacterized. The transcript is spliced from 2 exons. The record is from RefSeq and is a predicted model, not a curated record. NCBI's taxonomy places the organism in Eukaryota, Viridiplantae, Streptophyta, Magnoliopsida, Fabales, Fabaceae. Bases 208 to 990 code for a protein of 260 amino acids.